AUGUCCGCCAUUACCAGUAGCUUUGAAAUUGAUUACGAGCAAGCGCUAACGCUUACCGGGUUCGGCUGGUUUCACUACCGGCUGCUAGCACUAUGCGGAUUAAUAUACGCCAACACGGCAAUCGGCAUUACGGUAAUGUCUUUCGUGUUGCCGUCCGCUACCUGCGACUUUCGUAUGACUUCCGAAGAUAAAGGAUGGCUAACGGCGGCCCCAAUGCUUGGUAUGGUGGUAGGUUCUUACUUCUGGGGUUGCCUUGCAGAUACCAAGGGUCGACGGAUCGUGUUGAUUGCGGCGCUACUGCUGGACGGUACCGUUGGAUUGUUAUCUACCGCUGCGCAAAUUUUUCCCAUCUUUAUGUUUCUUCGGUUCAUCAACGGAUUUGCCAUUACCGGUGCAAUGGGCAUUUGCUUUCCUUACCUGGGCGAGUUUCAGCCUACCGCAUAUCGUGAAAAAAUCCUCUGCUGGAUGGAGCUGUUCUGGACGCUGGGCAUUGUUGUGCUGCCGUGUAUUGCUUGGAUAGUCAUACCGUUACCGUUACAUUUCGGAACACCCGAUGGGAGUAUAAUGUUCGGCAGCUGGAACGUGUUCGUAGCACUCUGUGCCAUUCCAAGCCUCCUAUUAGGAAUAUGGUUGCUGUACUUUCCCGAAAGCCCUAAGUUCCUGAUCGAAUGUGGUGAGCCGGCCCUUGCAUUAGAGAUACUGAAGGACAUUUAUCACAUCAACACCGGUUAUGAUCGCAACGAAUGUCCGAUUGGCCGACUGAAGGAGUCAGACCGUAGCAACACGAUCAUGGAAACGCACAAUCGCUCAAUACGCACGUUCAACAUACACGAUCCGAAGCACAUGAAGAUCCUGCUGCCGGAAAUUUGGGAACAAACGAAAGCGCUGUGCAGUGUCGAGUUUCGGCGCAACACGGCACUUGCCUGCGUGAUCCAGUUCGGCAUCACCACCAGCUACUACACGCUGAUGAUCUGGUUUCCGGAGCUGUUCGGGCGGUUCGAGGAGUAUGAGAAGCGUUACCCUAACGCAACCGUAUCGGUGUGUGACGUGUCGUCCAUCGUGCUUGAGAACGUGAACGAUACGCACGUGGACGACUUUUGCGGUACGCCCAUUGACACGAAAGUGUACUGGCAUACCCUUUUGCUGGGUAUUGCCUGCAUACCGACCAGCCUAUGGUUACCGUUGUGCGUUCCGCGACUUGGAGCCAAAUUUUUCCUCAUAUUCAGUCUGACGGUGGCCGGUCUCGUUACUGUUGGGCUCGCGUACGUUGGCAACUCAACGGAAAAUCUCAUUCUUUCCUGCAUUUUCGAAGCACUUACCUCUAUGGGGAUCAGCACCGUUUACUGCGUAAUGGUGGAUCUAUUUCCAACCAAUUUACGAGUAAUGGCAGCUGCAUUUUCGCUCACCUUUGGUCGCUGUGGAGCGUUGCUGGGAAACCUUCUGUUCGGCUUUCUCGUCGAUUUAAACUGCUUCGUCCCUAUAGUGCUGUUUUCGAUAAUGCUCUUCGGUAGUGCAAUAUUGUGCUUUUUUCUGCCCAACACAGGAACUACAGCUCUUCAGUAGUGACCUAAAA
This is a messenger RNA of Anopheles maculipalpis, 1573 nucleotides long. RefSeq names its product synaptic vesicle glycoprotein 2B-like. Gene Ontology annotation, cellular component: membrane. Bases 1 to 1563 code for a protein of 520 amino acids. Gene Ontology annotation, molecular function: transmembrane transporter activity. Lineage: Eukaryota; Metazoa; Arthropoda; Insecta; Diptera; Culicidae. The record is from RefSeq and is a predicted model, not a curated record. The transcript has 8 exons. Gene Ontology annotation, biological process: transmembrane transport.